ACGGACACAUCCAGUACAAGUGCAAGAACGCAAAGGUCACGCAGAAGAUACCCCCUAAUGGAGGGGUGCCUUCUUCCUAGGCUUCCAACUCGGGAAACACUUGAGGUCGAUGGAAGUUUUAGUUGCUUCUACUCAUGGUGAAGUGGGCCAGAUACCCUCCCCACUUCAUGAGAUGACCAUAGCUAAUGACUCUUUAGUCACCCCGCAGACUCAUCUAGACCAAACUAUGCUCUGUACGUUGGAUGUGUCUGAAGCCUUAGAAGAUUUUGAAAGUGAGUGGUCAAGCAAGGACCCUCGCGAAUCUUGGGUGGCAUUAAGCAGUGGUCCUAGAGGGGAACACUUCGUCGUGGAAGUUGUUGUAGGAGGCCGCAAAUAUGGUGCCUUCGUAAACAUCGACUCCACGCGAAACUACAUAAGUCGCGACUGUUUGGAAAGGCUGCGCCUAGAGUACCGAGUACAGCACCUUAGUAGACAUGUAGCAUCUACUUUGGCCAACAAGGAACGCAUGGUAGUGUCAGACUAUGUCAAGGAUGUAGUGUGCACCUUAUCCUAUGGAGGAGGGGAACUUAAUCACAAGAUUUCGUUCCUGGUUAGUGACGACUUACCGUUCGACAUGCUGUUAGGAAUGUACUACCUUGAGGUUGCCAAGCCCCAGUUUGACUGGGACAAGAAGGUGCUCAAGCAUGAGUUGCCUGAUGGGAGGACCGUGAGACUGGCCAAGUACAAGGCUAGUAGGUUGUUUGACUCCUACGGGUGCUUGUGUGCAUCAGUGUUUUACAACUACUAUAAACAGAACCAAGAGGAGGGUAUGUACCUAGUCUAUGUCUCCGAGAAAGGGAAGGCCGUUAAAACACCCCCAGAGAUAGAGAACGUCGUUACUAAGUUCCCUGAUCUGUUCGAGGAGCCCACAGGAGUCGUAGACAGGGAGAUUGUCCACGCCAUAGAAAUAAUUCCAGGGAGUAAAACCCCAAAGGAAAGGAUCUAUAGGAUGGCUCCGGCUGAGUUGGACGAACUCCGGCGACAACUGAAAGAGCUGACAAAAAAGGGUUGGAUACGGUCUAGCACUUCCCCCUUCGGAUCGCCAGUGCUGUUUGUACCGAAGAAGGAGGGAUCGCUGAGGAUGUGCAUUGAUUACAGAGGCCUCAAUGCCAUCACUGUGAAGAACGCUGAGCCUCUACCUCGCAUAGACGACCUAUUGGAUAGGGUGCAGGGAUGUAAGUACUACAACAAGAUAGACUUAAAGUUUGGCUACCAUCAGAUUGCUAUAAGACCUGAGGAUCACCAGAAAAAUGCAUUUCAGACCAGAUACGGUCUGUAUGAGUUUGUAGUGAUGCCCUUUCGCCUUUGCAAUGCACCGGGUACAUUCCAGCACGCCAUGAAUAGGAUCUUCCAUGACUACUUAGAUAAGUUUGUUGUCGUGUACCUUGACGAUAUUCUCAUCGUUAGUAAGUCUGUCGAGGAGCAUGCACAACACGUAGAGACUGUACUAUCACUCCUACGACAGCACAAGUAUAAGGUCAACCUAGAGAAAUGUGAGUUUGGACGCACUAGGAUCUUGUACUUGGGUCAUGAGGUAUCCGCGGAAGGAUUAGGCCGGAAGAUGCGAAGGUGGCUAGUAUAAGGGACUGGCCACGACUUCAGACAGUGACUGAGGUCAGAUCUUUCUUAGGAAUGCGUGGUUACUAUAGAAACUUCCUAAAGAAUUACUCUACAAUCGCCUCUCCUUUGACUAAUCUCACUCGACUUGACACACCGUGGGACUGGAGUGAUGAGUGCGAGGCUGAUUUCAAACGAUUGAAGCAUGCACUCACGAAUCACGAGGUUCUCAUGGUGCCCGAUCCUCAGAAGCCUUUCAUUGUGACCACUGACGCAAGCCAAUAUGGCAUUGGUGUAGUGCUGGCUCAGCAGGAUGCGAAGAAGUUGAGACCAAUUGAGUAAAUGAGCAAGAAAAUG
Chara braunii is the source of this 1953-nucleotide messenger RNA. Lineage: Eukaryota; Viridiplantae; Streptophyta; Charophyceae; Charales; Characeae. The record is from the annotation of a GenBank genome assembly.